UGCAGUAAAUUCAACUGAUUGGACCUGAUGAAGAAAAGCACACACACCUGUUUAUAUAAAGCUCUCACACCUGACGAUGCACAUCAGAGCAACAAACAAGCCGUGAGGUCGAAGGAACUUUCUGCAGAGCUCAGAGACAGGAUUGUGUCGAGGCACAGAUCUCGGAAAGGCUACAAAAAAAUACACUAAAAUCUUGUGAUCGCUUUUGGGCUGCAACAAAUGAUUAUUUUCUUGUUUAAUCAAUUAGUUGUUUGGUCUAUAAAAUGUCAGAAAAUGAUGAAAAAUGUCGAUGAGUGUUUCCCAAAGCCCGAGAUGAUGUUCCAGAUUCUCAGAGUCCAAGGGAGGUCAGAGGUCAUGUAAUCUCCAUCAGGGGAAUAUUAAAACCAAAGAACAACAAGGCAACAUCGCCUUACGACAGCGCCUAGCAACAAAGCUACGCUUCCACCAUUUUGUACUGAAAGCGACUACUGGACGGCAGUAAAACAUCGCCUAAAAGGUGCCGCACAAAGAAACAGGUGAAAUUUGCAGGAAGUCAUCCGCUCCACAGGCUCCAUCAGGAUGAGGCUUUACCAAGGAGUACUGGGAUGAAUGACUCAAAGAUGGCGUUUAAAGAUCCCGGUGUGAACUUCAACAGUGGUUUUAAAAUCAACAGACCACCAGCUGCAAGAUGUGAACCACAACUCCAACACGUGACGACCAUACAAAUCCCCAAAACCAUCACCGCAGCCCCAUUUCUGAAGCACGCAGCCCUAACACCAGCUCAGAAGGAGUAUCUGUACACCAUCGCUGCUUCCUACAGCACCGUGCGCGUGCGUAACCUCAUCACCCAACACUACAUGAACGUGCUGCACAGGAGUAUACCAGCAGGCUACAGUUCUGAAAGAGACGACCUUGUGUCUUCAGCUAUCUCUCCGGGGGCAGAUGAGAGCGAUAAACGCCGCUUUGAAGUUCCUUCCAGGGCGAAACACAAGGAGAAGAUAAACGCUACUGCAAAGAAUCCUGGGAAAUCCUUUCUUCCAAAAAUCCCAAACACACAAGCCAGGCUUUCCAACACAUCAGAUUCAAAACAAAAAAAGAUGAAGAAACGUACAACAACAUCUCCAACACUGAGAAGAAAAAGUCCACGAAGAGCGAGGAUCAGGCUGUUGGAGGAAGACGAGGAGGAGGAGGAGGAGGAAGGACUGGAUGAUUCUCUGAGUGAAUGUUUGAGUUCACUCUCUCUCGGAGAAUGGGAUGAUGACACGUUCUCAGAUUUAUGACAUUCCUAUUGAACUUUUGAGAUGUCACGAUGACAUUUGUGUCCAUAUAAACUGAGAAUAAUCUCCCCUCUGUCAUAGCUCCAGGUAAAGACCAACAAACCUCUGGGUUUAUAAUGCACCAGGUCAUUUUGUAUUUCGGUGUCCCCCAGUGGCAGCGAGAGGAAACCUUUUGAAGACUUUAUUUCCAGGAAAUCACGUGUUCAGUUCUUGUAUUGGUGUAAGGCAUGCAGUGGAAUCACAGCUCAUAGUUGUAAGUGUUCACAUGAUUCACUCUUUGGGGAGACGCCAACCACAAAUAUUUUACUGACACGUGAUCAAUUAAAACAAACAGCAACAGCAACAGAUACUGCUUUUUAAAGACAGCUUUAAAUAACUGAAUAUCUUGAUUUUUUUUUAAAGAUGGAUUUGUUAGAUGGACUGCAGCCAUGGUUCCUAUAUGCUGUAUAGUAUAUUCUGUAUAUGCUUUCUGAUUGGUAUUUGGCAUUUAUUUCAGUAACUUGUCAAACAACUGUUCUCUCACUGUGGUUUCAUAUCCACUGAUUUGUAUCCCUUUGUUUUUAAUAAUCUUAUUCAUCUUUAAUAUUGUUUUAUGUUCAUUUCUAGUCAUUUUUUCGUGUUCAGUUAUUACUUACUGUCUGCGCUGUAGCCCAAUUUUCAAAAAUAUUGAGGUCAUGAGUCCAAAUUUUCUCAUGGAGCACAACCCAACACCCCUAAAGAACUAAAAAGGUAAAAUAUAUUCUGAAUAUUCUUAAUUUUUCACAUCAUUUACCUGCUAAAAUACAUAUUUGGUGAAUUUUAUCUUCCUCCAUGAAGGUCUUAAUGUUGUUUCAGUGACUUCUCUGUAUUGUCAGCAAUAUAAUAAUGAUUAUUCUUAACAUUUUUGUCCUAAAAAGUCCCAU
Sebastes umbrosus (honeycomb rockfish) is the source of this 2158-nucleotide messenger RNA. Its product is annotated as protein FAM216A. The record is from RefSeq and is a predicted model, not a curated record. The coding region runs from base 585 to 1259 and encodes 224 amino acids. NCBI's taxonomy places the organism in Eukaryota, Metazoa, Chordata, Actinopteri, Perciformes, Sebastidae. The transcript has 9 exons.